AUGACCUCAAUAAAACAAAAGAAACAUAGUGGCGAACAAUUAUUUCUUGAGCUUGGACAAAAAAAUUUUAGUUUCUACACUUGUCCUGAAUGUAAAAUGUGUUAUAGUAGAGGAAUAUCAGAAGAUGAUGCUUUACAUUCGAAAUAUCAUCGAGCUGUUAUUGGAGGAAUUAUUUAUUCAUCGUACAAAAAUGAAGUUAUAUUGGAACAAUGUUUAAAAGAUAAUAAAGAAUUAAAUGCAUCAGAAUUAAACGAAAAAAGAUUAAAACAUGCAGUUUGUGGAAUCAACCGAUUAUGGGUAUGUGAAAAAUUCAGAAGAAAAGGGAUUGCGACAAAAUUAAUAAAUCAUGUCAGGUAA
This is a messenger RNA of Entrophospora sp. SA101, 357 nucleotides long. The record is from the annotation of a GenBank genome assembly. NCBI's taxonomy places the organism in Eukaryota, Fungi, Glomeromycota, Glomeromycetes, Entrophosporales, Entrophosporaceae.